UGUCACAGAUACGACGCUGUUAUUUGACUUAGAUUAUGACGCUAUUUAGGAUGUUACGCCAAAUGUGCAACUCGUAAUGUCACUUGCGCAUAGGCCAGUCAUACAUUGAACGCGGAUUCAUUCAUUUGCGUGCAUGCUUCGCUUUUUAGGAGUACGUUUUCGAUAAACACUUGUUAGCAUUAGCAACAUUUUACUUGCAAACACCCACUGCAGUUUUUAGAACGGCGACACAAAUACAACGAAAAUGGGCUAUUUAAAACUGAUAGAGAUCGAAAACUUCAAGUCAUAUAAAGGGAGACAGAUCAUUGGACCUUUUCACAAGUUUACUGCAAUCAUCGGACCCAAUGGAUCUGGAAAGUCCAACCUCAUGGAUGCCAUCAGCUUUGUGCUGGCGGAGAAGACCAGUAACUUGCGUGUGAAGACUCUAAAAGAUCUUAUCCAUGGAGCACCUGUGGGGAAGCCAGCUGCCAACAGAGCCUUUGUCAGUAUGGUGUACCAGGAGGACAAUGGAGAGGAGCGCUCCUUCACAAGGGCCAUUAUUGGUUCCUCCUCUGAAUAUCGCAUCAACAACAAGGUAGUGGGCCUGCCUGAGUACAGUGAGGAGUUGGAAAAACUCGGCAUCCUUAUCAAAGCUAGGAACUUCCUGGUCUUUCAGGGAGCUGUGGAGUCCAUUGCCAUGAAGAAUCCCAAGGAGCGUACUGCUCUGUUUGAGGAGAUUUCCCGUUCUGGAGAGCUGGCCCAGGAAUAUGACCGCAGGAAGAAGGAGAUGGUGAAAGCAGAAGAGGACACUCAGUUCAAUUAUCAUCGGAAGAAAAACAUUGCUGCUGAGCGCAAAGAAGCAAAGCAAGAGAAAGAGGAGGCUGAGCGCUAUCAGCGCCUGAAGGAUGAAGUAGCAAGGGCCAGUGUUCAGUUGCAGCUCUUCAAGCUUUACCACAAUGAAACUGAGCUUGAGAAACUAAAUAAAGAGCUGGGCCAGCGGAACAAGGAGAUAGAUAAGGACCGUAAAAAGAUGGACCAUGUGGAGGAGGAACUGAAGGAUAAGAAGAAGGAGCUGGGCAGGAUGAUGAGGGAGCAGCAGACCAUUGAGAAAGAAAUCAAAGAGAAAGAUUCCGAGUUGAACCAAAAGAGGCCACAGUACAUCAAGGCCAAAGAGAACACCUCACACAAGAUCAAGAAGCUUGAGGCGGCGCGCAAAUCAUUGCAAAAUGCUCAGAAGAUGUACAAGAAACGCAAGGGAGACAUGGAUGAGCUGGAUAAAGAGAUGAAGGCGGUGGAACUGACCAAGCAAGAGUUUGAGGAGAGAAUGGAGGAGGAGGCGCAGAGUCAGGGCCAGGAUCUCACUCUGGAGGAAAACCAGGUCAAGCAGUACCAUCGUCUGAAGGAGGAGGCCAGUAAACGUGCUGCAACACUGGCACAGGAGCUGGAGAAGUUCAACCGUGACCAAAAGGCAGACCAGGACCGCCUUGAUUUGGAAGAGAGAAAGAAAGUUGAGACAGAGGCCAAAAUCAAACAAAAGAUCAGGGAAAUUGAGGAAAACCAGAAACGUAUUGAGAAAUUAGAGGAUUAUAUUUCCACCAGCAGGCAGUCACUGGAUGAGCAGAAGCGCAUGGAGGAGGAGCUGACCGAGGAGGUGGAGAUGGCCAAGAGGAGGAUUGAUGAGAUCAACACGGAGCUUAACCAGGUAAUGGAGCAGCUUGGAGAUGCUAGAAUUGACAGACAGGAGAACAGUCGCCAGCAGCGCAAGGCUGAAAUAAUGGAGAGUAUCAAACGACUCUACCCAGGCUCAGUGUAUGGUCGUCUUAUUGACCUGUGUCAGCCCACUCAGAAGAAGUAUCAGAUUGCUGUGACCAAAGUGUUGGGCAAGAACAUGGAUGCCAUCAUUGUUGACUCGGAGAAGACUGGAAGAGACUGCAUUCAGUACAUCAAAGAGCAGAGAGGAGAGCCUGAGACCUUCCUUCCUCUUGACUACCUUGAGGUGAAACCAACUGAUGAGAAACUGCGAGAGUUGCGAGGAGCCAAGCUGGUGAUUGAUGUGAUUCGCUAUGAGCCUCCUCACAUUAAGAAAGCUCUGCAAUAUGCAUGUGGGAACGCCUUGGUCUGUGACAACGUAGAAGAUGCUCGAAGGAUCGCUUUUGGAGGUCCAUAUCGACACAAGACUGUAGCCCUGGACGGUACUCUGUUUCAGAAGUCUGGAGUCAUCUCUGGAGGAGCCAGUGACCUGAAGGCCAAGGCCAGGCGCUGGGAUGAGAAAGCAGUGGACAAGCUCAAGGAAAAGAAAGAAAAACUGACAGAAGAGCUCAAGGAGCAAAUGAAGGCCAAGAGGAAGGAGGCAGAGCUGCGUCAGGUGCAGUCUCAGGCCCACGGUCUGCAGAUGAGACUCAAAUACUCCCAGAGUGACUUGGAGCAGACAAAAACCCGCCACCUCUCCCUCAACAUGCAGGAAAAGUCGAAGCUUGAGAGCGAAUUGGCAAACUUUGGCCCUCGCAUCAACGACAUCAAGAGGAUCAUCCAGUCCCGUGAGAAGGAGAUCACUGACCUACGGGACCGCAUGAACCUGGUGGAAGAUGAAGUGUUUGUGGAAUUCUGUGAGGAGAUCGGAGUGAGGAACAUCAGAGAGUUUGAGGAGGAGAAGGUGAAGAGGCAAAAUGAAAUCGCAAAAAAGCGUCUUGAGUUUGAGACUCAGAAGACCCGCCUUGGCAUCCAGGUAGAUUAUGAGAAGAAUCAGUUGAAGGAGGACCAGGAGAAAGUCAUGAUGUGGGAACAGACAGUCAAGAAGGACGAGGCUGAAAUAGAGCGACUUAAGAAGGAGGAGCACAGACACAUGAAGAUCAUUGAUGAGACAAUGGCACAACUGCAAGACCUGAAGAACCAGCACCUCACCAAGAAAUCUGAAGUCAAUGACAAGAACCAUGAGAUGGAGGAGAUCCGCAAAAAACUGGGGGGUGCCAACAAGGAGUUAACACAGCUCCAGAAAGAGGUGACAGCCAUCGAGACCAAACUGGAACAGAAGCGCAGCGACCGUCACAACUUGCUGCAAGCCUGCAAAAUGCAGGAUAUCAGGUUGCCUCUUCGUUCUGGCACUAUGGAUGAUAUCAGCCAGGGCGAGGGGAGUUCACAGGCGGAUGAAUCCAGCAGCCAGAGGACGUCCAGUACUGUUCUUGCUAAAGAGGCUCUAAUAGAAAUUGAUUACAGCAACCUGACUGAAGACCUCAAGGACACACUUACAGAUGAAGAGAUCAAGGCGGAGACAAACACGCUGCAGCAGCGUCUGAAUGAGCAACAGAGCAUCUUACAGAGGAUCAGUGCACCCAACAUGAAAGCCAUGGAGAAGCUUGAGAGCGUCAGGGACAAGUUCCAAGAGACCAGCGAUGAGUUCGAAGCUGCUCGUAAGAGAGCCAAGAAGGCCAAGCAGGCCUUUGAGCAGAUUAAAAAGGAAAGGUAUGAUCGAUUCAAUACCUGCUUUGAGUCUGUGGCCACCAACAUUGACGAGAUAUACAAGGCCCUCUCACGCAACAGCAGUGCUCAGGCCUUCCUUGGCCCAGAGAACCCAGAGGAGCCGUACCUGGAUGGCAUUAAUUAUAACUGUGUGGCUCCUGGAAAGAGGUUCAGGCCCAUGGACAACUUGUCUGGAGGAGAGAAGACAGUUGCUGCCCUUGCUCUGCUCUUUGCCAUCCACAGCUACAAACCCGCGCCCUUCUUUGUCCUGGAUGAGAUUGACGCUGCUCUGGACAACACUAACAUCGGCAAGGUGGCGAAUUACAUCAAAGACCAGUCGGUGCAGAACUUCCAGGCCAUUGUCAUUUCUCUGAAGGAGGAAUUCUACACCAAGGCAGAUUCACUCAUCGGUGUUUAUCCAGAGCAAGGAGAUUGCGUCAUCAGCAAAGUUCUCACCUUUGACCUCUCUCAGUAUCCUGAUGCCAACCCAAAUCCGAAUGAAUAGGACGUGACUCCUAAAGGUGGUAUUCUGGCAAGUUGUAUGUACAUCUGUUACUCGCUUGUGUACUCUGUAGACACAAACCAUGUAUCCAUUAGGCCCCACCUGUUCUUUACUAUUGUUUUUAUGUGUAUGUAUUUUUUUGGAAAUGUUGGAUUAGUGAAUUAGUGAUAUUUUCUUUUUUUUUUAUUUGCAGGUUGUUGUUCUUUAUGAACUGCAACAACCAAGAUUUAUGUACAUUUAUAAAAUGUGUCUGUUUCUCAAUUUGGCCUUACAAGAGUCAUUAAAAAUGAGGAAACUUGGUUAUCACCCAGCGUUUUUAAGAGACUCAAAAGUUUUUAUCAUGCAGUAAAACAUUAAAUUGACCUGAAUCAAGCCUUUGCUGGGAACUUUUAUACUGCCCUUCUGUCAGCGAUGGGCUUCAAAGCCUUUUCCGCUCUCCUGUUGUAUUUACUCCAAGAUUUUCUUUGUCUUCUAUAUUUUUUAGAAGCUCAAUCAGGAAAGUGUCGCAUGGAUACAUUCCCAUAUGUGAUCACUAAAUUAAAUCAUUUGUAAAAUGUCAAAAUGUCAAAUGUGUAAUCCGAGUUCAAGGAAAUGUACGGAGGUGUAUGAAUUACUCUUUUCUCUUUAUAUUCCCUGAUAUCAGCAAAUGGAAAACAUGUGUGUGAGAAGUCAGGAUUUUUGUUUGUGAUAGUUUUGCUUCAAUAAAUACAUUUCUAAAUA
Solea solea (common sole) is the source of this 4657-nucleotide messenger RNA. RefSeq names its product structural maintenance of chromosomes 1A (gene smc1a). The transcript has 26 exons. Gene Ontology annotation, cellular component: nucleus; chromosome; cohesin complex. Gene Ontology annotation, molecular function: DNA binding; ATP binding; ATP hydrolysis activity. Gene Ontology annotation, biological process: sister chromatid cohesion. The record is from RefSeq and is a predicted model, not a curated record. The coding region runs from base 245 to 3940 and encodes 1231 amino acids. Lineage: Eukaryota; Metazoa; Chordata; Actinopteri; Pleuronectiformes; Soleidae.